This is a messenger RNA of Penicilliopsis zonata CBS 506.65, 1296 nucleotides long. RefSeq lists its product as hypothetical. NCBI's taxonomy places the organism in Eukaryota, Fungi, Ascomycota, Eurotiomycetes, Eurotiales, Aspergillaceae. The record is from RefSeq and is a predicted model, not a curated record. Gene Ontology annotation, molecular function: oxidoreductase activity. The coding region runs from base 1 to 1296 and encodes 431 amino acids. Gene Ontology annotation, cellular component: cytoplasm. The transcript is spliced from 5 exons.
AUGUCUAUACCAAGUUAUUUCCCAGCUCAAAACCCAUUGCCAUCUUACUGGCUGAAGGAUCCUCAUCCUCUGGCAUCAUUUCGCUCUUCAGACAAUGUCCCACCUCAAUGCGACAUAGCUAUCAUUGGCACUGGUCUUGCCGGCGUAGCGACAGCAUACCAUAUCCUUUCCGAUCCGAGUUUGGCAAGUAAGCCAAACGUGGUUCUGCUCGAGGCACGCCAGGCCUGUACGGGUGCAACUGGACGUAAUGGGGGCCAUCUAAAACUGGCAACAUGGAUUGGACGCAAUACUUCAGUCAAACAUGGAAAGGCUGCUGUUGCCGAAGUCAUUAAGAAUCAGCUGGAUCAAAUUGCUGCUCUUAAAGAAGUGGUUGAGAAGGAAAAUAUUGACUGCGAGUUCCAUGUGACUCGCUCUUUCGAUAUUUUCUUUGAUGAAGGUCAUGCUCAAGAAAUGCAAGGGUUUGUGCUUGCACACCAAUCAGAGACAUGGAGUCAACAUAUCCAUUGGGUUGACGCUUCUGAAUUGGCCAAGAUAACUGGCAUCAGAAAUAGCAAAGGGGCCUUCAGUGUGCCUGCUGCCUCCCUUUGGCCAUAUAAACUAGUCACAGCUUUACUAUCAAGAGUUCUUGAACUAGGCGGCACACUCUAUACAGAAACAUAUGUUACAAAAGUGGAAGAAUCGGACAAUCAAACCAUACUGACAACCUCAAGAGGAGUACUGAAUGCGCAUAAGACCAUCUUUGCAACAAACGCCUACACUGCAGCUUUAUUGCCCCAGUAUGAAGGCAUCAUUACGCCUUUCAAGGGCCAGAACUCUCAUCUUUCCCCUUCACCAUCAUUCCACCCAGAAAUGAUCCUUGAUAAUACAUACAACCUACACUUUAACAAGCGAUACGCGGACUACCUUAACCCAAGGCCUGACCAUACAAUCAUCCUCGGGGGAGCCAAAUGGACAUAUGAAGAUAUUCUUGAUCGGGCUCAAUGGUGGAAUACCACGGACGACACAACGCUGAUCAACGACGCUGCCACGGAACACUUUGAUACAGUUAUGGCAGAUCAUUUUCAUGGAUGGGAAGGUGCCAAAGCCCACCAUGACUUUGUCUGGACUGGAAUCAUGGGCGAAACACCAGAUGCAUUGCCACACGUUGGAAAGGUUCCAGGAAUGACCAUGAUUUUCACCACGGCUCGAGCUGUGGCUAGGAUGGUUGUUCAUGGUGUUACAUAUGAGGACACAGAUCUACCGAGCGUGUUCAGAUCGACGGCUGAACGGUUAGCGGUGAAGAACCCAGGUUUUUAA